Molecule: messenger RNA, 2322 nt
Organism: Stylophora pistillata
Lineage: Eukaryota; Metazoa; Cnidaria; Anthozoa; Scleractinia; Pocilloporidae
Product: cleavage stimulation factor subunit 3
Biological process (GO): mRNA 3'-end processing
Cellular component (GO): nucleus
Molecular function (GO): mRNA binding; protein binding
Source: RefSeq, a predicted model, not a curated record
UCUCACCACGCGUUCCACUGUGUCUUCUGAGUUUGGUUGUCUGAGUUCAGGAUUUCCCUCUUAGUCGUGCAGUUACUUAGCUACAGGCCUUUUCCACUCUAUUAAUUAGCUAGAUAAGUUUAAGAAAUGUUUUGAAUUACAGUUGGAGCGUAAAAUGAUGCAAGCAGCAGGACAGGUACUCGGGAAUGGUGCAGUUGAAAGGCGUAUGAGCUCUGAUCAUAUCAAGGAUGGUGGUGUCACAUUUUGGAGCACAACUGAACGCGGAAUCAAAGCAGAACUACGGUUGCAACAUCAUCCAUACGACACAGAAUCAUGGGGAGUGCUAAUCAGAGAGGCACAGAAUACUCCACUGGAAACAUCAAGAGUUCUGUGUGAAAAGCUUGUAAGACGAUUCCCAAAUGCUGGCCGUUACUGGAGAUUAUACAUUGAGCAAGAGAUGAAACAUAAGAAUUAUGAACAAGUAGAAAAGCUCUUCCAGAAAUGCUUGAUCAAGGUGUUGAACAUUGAUCUCUGGAAGUGUUACCUGUCAUAUGUAAAGGAGACUAAAAGCUCUCUCCAAAACUUUAGAGAUAAAAUGCAUCAAGCAUAUGAAUUUGCCCUGGAUAAAGUCGGAGUAGACUUCAACUCUUACCAAAUUUGGUUGGAUUAUGUCAAUUUUUUGAAGUCAGGUGAAGCGGUUGGCAGUUACGCAGAAAACCGCAAGAUAAUCAACAUUAGGAAAGUUUAUCAGAGAGCUGUGGUGACUCCCAUUAUAAAUUUGGAGGCACUUUGGAGGGAAUAUAAUGCUUUUGAACAGAGUGUAAACAAGCUAUUAGCAAAGAAGUUGAUUGAUGAUAAAACAAGAGAUUACAUGAAUGCCAGAAGAGUUUCUAAGGAAUAUGAAGCCAUUACUCGUGGACUGGUCAGAGGAAACCCUUCAGUUCCUGUUCAGGGAACUGCUGAUGAAACUAAACAGCUACAAAUAUGGAAGAAGUAUAUUGCCUGGGAAAAGAACAACCCACUGAGGACAGAAGAGACUGCCCUUCUAACUAAGAGAGUUGUGUAUGCUUAUGAACAGUGUCUACAGACAAUGGGGUUUCAUCCAAACAUCUGGUGUGAGGCAGCAUUGUACUUGGAGAAAGUCAGUCAGAAGUUGAUGGACAAGGGGGACAUGCAGGGAUCCAAAGUACUUGGAGAUGAAGCUGGUGCCAUAUAUGACAGAGCCAUCACAGGGAUCAUGAAACACAGCAUGCUUUUGUACUUUGCUUAUGCUGACUUUGAAGAGGGAAGAAUGAAGUUCCAGAAGGCAAAGGAAAUUUAUGAAAAAUACUUAGCACUUGAGAAUAUUGACCCAACGUUGGUUUAUAUCCAAUUCAUGAAAUUUGCAAGACGGUCUGAGAGCAUCAAAGAAAGCAGAGCAAUUUUUAAGAAGGCGAGAGAGGAUACAAGAACAAACUUUCAUGUUUUUAUAUCGGCUGCCCUCAUGGAGUACUACUGCAGUAAGGACAAAGCAGUGGCAUUUAAGAUAUUUGAGCUAGGCUUAAAGAAAUAUAUGAAUGAAACAGACUAUGUGCUGGCUUAUGUUGAUUAUUUAUCACAUUUAAAUGAUGAUAACAACACAAGAGUACUGUUUGAGAAAGUUCUGAGUUCCAUGCCCAAAGACAAAGCAAGUGAAGUGUGGGGUAAAUUCUUGGAAUUUGAAACCACAAGCGGUGACUUGGCAAGCUUAGUAAAAGUGGAGAAUAGAAAACUUGAAAUCUAUAAAGAGGAACUGGAAGGCCAUGAAACAUCAGUGCUUGUUGACAGAUAUAAAUACUUGGACCUUUUUCCUUGUACUUCUUUGGAGCUUAAAAUUAUGGGCUAUGUGGGUUCAACAAAACAAAGUGGCAAUGCACCAAGCUUGUUGUCCUCAGUUCCUUCUCAAAAGGAGCAGAACGAAGAAAAACCAGUGCAAUAUCCCCGACCAGACACAUCACAGAUGACACCAUUUAAACCAGCUGCUGGAGCUGUUGGACUUCAUUCAGUACCAGGGGGAGUUUUUCCAGUUCCACCUGUAGCUGCACAUCUUAUGACCCUUCUACCUCCUCCAUCUUGCUUCCAGGGUCCAUUUGUAAUGAUUGAUGACUUCAUUCAGUUGACUUUGGACUCUGAAAUACCAGAACCAGCACCUUCAGGGUUGCCAGACUCUGAGAUGGGUCCAGUAAAUGGUGUUGAGGGCAGUGAAGAUGGAGUGGAAGUUGAUCAAAAUAAACGGGGUGUCAAAAGACCUGGGGCCGAUCAUGAAAGUGAUGACGAGGGUUCUGCUGCACCACCUGAGAAUGACAUCUACAGGAGUCGUCAACA